Molecule: messenger RNA, 1223 nt
Organism: Anopheles nili
Lineage: Eukaryota; Metazoa; Arthropoda; Insecta; Diptera; Culicidae
Product: mitochondrial tRNA-specific 2-thiouridylase 1
Exons: 4
Coding region: 1-1191 (396 amino acids)
Biological process (GO): tRNA wobble position uridine thiolation
Cellular component (GO): mitochondrion
Molecular function (GO): sulfurtransferase activity
Source: RefSeq, a predicted model, not a curated record
AUGUUUCGAAGGGUCGUUGUCGGCAUUUCUGGUGGCGUAGAUAGUGCUGUAUCUGCGUAUCUUCUAAAGAAACAAGGUUUCGAAGUAUGUGGUGCUUUCAUGAAAAAUUGGGACCUCAUCGACGAAUCCGGUUACUGUUCCGGUGAGCAGGAUUGGGAUGACGCUCAGCGGUUGUGUCGAAAGCUGAAUAUACCGUUAGAACAGAUAAACUUUGUUAAGGACUACUGGGUAGAAGUGUUUGGAAAUUUUCUGAAGGAUUAUGACGCAGGAAUUACACCAAACCCAGACAUACUCUGCAACAGGCACAUAAAAUUCAAUCGAUUUUUUCAUUACGCCCGCGAUCGCUUGAAUGCUGACGCUAUUGCAACCGGUCAUUAUGCAAGAACUAAUUUUGGGCCAUUUCUGGAGGAUUAUAGCGAAAAAGAAAAAGUUCGCCUAUUCAUGGCACCGGAUCCUAUUAAGGAUCAAACAUUCUUCCUCUCCCAAAUUACUGCUGACGCGCUUCGACGUACGAUGUUCCCGAUUGGUUCCCUAACCAAACCACAAGUCAAGCAGAUAGCCACCGAAGUGGGACUGGAAUCGUUCGCGCGAAAAAAGGAAAGCAUGGGGAUCUGCUUCGUGGGAAAGCGAUCCUUCCAGCAGUUCAUCGGCGAGUACAUAGAACCAAAGCCGGGACCUUUCAUAGACGCUGACAGUGGGCGAGAGGUAGGACGGCAUGCCGGCAUACACCACUGGACCGUUGGACAGAAGUGCAAAAUUGGUGGCUGUUUGCAGCCCUACUACGUGCUGCGUAAACAUCCCGAUACGAACAUUAUCGACGUGGUAUCUGGACAUGAUCAUCCGCUGCUUUACACCGAUAUGGUGUACGCCGAGCACCCAGUUUGGAUUAAUGUUCCACCAGGAUUGAAAGAAGGCUCCGUGGUACGGUGUGAGUUUCGCUUCCAACACACGAAACCACUGGUAGGCUGUAGCAUAUUUGAAUCGAUCUCAAAGAGUGAUCAAUCACUUAAGAAGCUUUUUGUUAAGCUCGAUAAACCUCUGAGAGCCAUCACGCCCGGACAAUAUGCUGUAUUUUAUCGAAAUGAAGAGUGUUUCGGAAGUGCGCGAAUAUUACAACCGGGCCCAUCUGUAGCUUAUAGUUCUAAAGGUUUGUACCAAUACGAGGCAAGUGCAUCAAAUGUUAUAUUAUGAUAACUACAUGCGUUAUCUAUUGAAAAAAGUAU